AUGCAACACUACGCGUUGUUCCUACAAGGAUUUAUUUACGACAUUAAAUACAAAAAAUCAGAGCAUCAUGCAAACGUGGAUUGUUUGUCCCGACUCCCGAUCCGAGCUGGCGAACAAUUAGAAAUUGAUGUAAUAGAUAGUUUCCAGGAUAAUGUACUUCAAACACUACCGACAACCGCAAAGAAUCUGGCGGACGCGACGGAUAAAGAUAAUACGUUAAGAGAACUUAAAACAGCCCUGGAGAGAGGCAAAGGAGUAACUGCAAACAGACGUUUUCAAAUUCCAAUGUCGGAAUUUACCUUACAUACGGGCGUAAUUAUGCGGGGACACCGAGUUGUGGUGCCACAGACGGAACGACGCCAGAUUCUGAACGAGUUGCAUAUCGGACAUUUCGAGGUUGUGAAAAUGAAAGGUCUUGCGAGAAGGCAUUGUUGGUGGCCCGGAAUCGACCAGGACAUCGAGCGUUUAGUAGCUAGUUGCGAAGAAUGUACCAAAACGCGAAACAACCCACCAAAAGUCGAAAACCACGUCUGGGAACCGGCAACAUAUCCAUUCGAAAGAGUACACUUGGAUUUUGCUGGGCCAUUCAUGGGUAAACAAUUCCUAGUAAUGGUGAACGCGUACACGAAGUGGCCGAAAAAUGGCAUUAUUUCAAAAAUGACAGCACCGUACAAUCCGUCAACUAACGGACAAGCUGAAAGAUUCGUCCAAACCUUGAAGAAAGCAUUACGUAAUGCAAACGCAAACCACGCGGACUUGGAUGCCGCGUUACAAAGAAUACUCUUACAAUACCGAGUUAUGCCACACAGUGGAACGAACGUGUCACCAUCUCAGUUAAUGUUCAAUCGCCAAAUAAAAACAAGAUUGGAUUUCAUACAUCCAAGCGAACAGCCGAAAAUUUUUGUAAAUGCGAAUUGUGGUAGGAUAGUGAAAAGACAUAUCGACCAAAUCCGUAAGACGGAAAGAGCUCGGGUAAAUAGCGAGCCAAAUCUCGAUGAAUCGAGACCACCCGACGAAAAUGCCACAAUACCAAAUGUACGAGAAACAAGACAGCCGACAAAUGACCCUGAACCGCAAGCGGAGCCAGAUCUCUUUUUGCCACCGAACGGCACUCCUAGGCGUUCAGCGAGGGAAAGGAGAGAACCAGAGCGAUGGGGUUAUGCAGUCAAAUAG
Nylanderia fulva is the source of this 1173-nucleotide messenger RNA. NCBI's taxonomy places the organism in Eukaryota, Metazoa, Arthropoda, Insecta, Hymenoptera, Formicidae. The record is from RefSeq and is a predicted model, not a curated record.